This is a messenger RNA of Dichotomopilus funicola, 1215 nucleotides long. RefSeq names its product Anp1-domain-containing protein. NCBI's taxonomy places the organism in Eukaryota, Fungi, Ascomycota, Sordariomycetes, Sordariales, Chaetomiaceae. Gene Ontology annotation, molecular function: alpha-1,6-mannosyltransferase activity. Gene Ontology annotation, cellular component: mannan polymerase complex. The record is from RefSeq and is a predicted model, not a curated record. The transcript is spliced from 6 exons. The coding region runs from base 1 to 1215 and encodes 404 amino acids. Gene Ontology annotation, biological process: cell wall mannoprotein biosynthetic process; protein N-linked glycosylation.
AUGCUGUUCCCGAAGGGCGGCGUAAACUGGAAGGGCGCGAGAACGAAUUUACCUCCUACGCGGGGAUUGUGGAAGCUACUCGCAAAAUCGCGGUUGCUUUUCCUCGUCGGUCUUACCGGCCUAGUAGUUUUACUAUGGCGCACCAUCCGGAGCACCACACCUCGUGUGCAGAGCUUCUACUGCUGGGGUCCGUCUAAGUCGCCCAUGGAAAUGACGCCAAACGAGCAAGCAGCCUGGUCCUCCCACCUCACGACCCCCGUCAUCUUCAACCACCAUGCCCCGCUCGAAGUCGACUCGUCAACCAUCCAAUACGUUGACCUGAACCCCAUCAAGUCCACAAUCAAGGCCGUGCAGAACAAGGAGCGGGUCCUCCUCCUCACUCCGCUCAAGGACGCCUCGCGCUACCUCUCUAAGUACUUUGAGCUCGUCGCGAAACUGACCUACCCCCACGACCUCAUCGAUCUUGCCUUCCUCGUCAGCGACACCACCGACGACACCGUUGCCGUGCUUGCUGCCGAGCUCGACCGUAUCCAGAAGCGCGACGACGGUACUGCCUUCCGCAGCGCGACGAUCGUACAGAAGGACUUUGGCUUCACUCUCAGCCAGGAGGUUAAGGACCGUCAUGGCUAUGAGGCCCAGGCCCCGAGGCGCAAGGCCCUGGGGAAAGCCCGGAACUACCUCCUCUCGACGGCGCUGAAGCACGAUCACUCGUGGGUGUAUUGGAGAGAUGCGGAUAUUGUAGACAGCCCGGAAUCGAUCAUUGAGGAUUUCGUUGUCCAUGAUCGAGAUGUUCUCGUUCCCAACAUCUGGUUCCACCGUUACGAGGACGGGCGCGAUAUUGAAGGGAGAUUCGAUUACAACUCCUGGGUGGAAUCCGACAAGGCGCUCAAGCUCGCUGCGGGCCUCAAAAAGGACGUCAUUCUCGUUGAAGGCUACAAGGAAUUCGACACCGGGCGCACCUACAUGGCGCGGAUGGGUGACUGGCGGAACAACAAGGACGAGGAGAUCGAGCUGGACGGCGUCGGCGGCGUCAACAUCAUCGUCAAGGCCGACGUUCACCGAUCAGGGAUCAACUUCCCAUGCUACGCCUUCGAGAACCAGGCCGAGACAGAAGGCUUCGCCAAGAUGGCCAAGCGUGCCGGGUAUGGCGUCUACGGCCUCCCCAACUAUGUUGUUUGGCAUAUCGACACGGAAGAAAAGGGGGGGAACGUGUAG